Messenger RNA from Solanum tuberosum (potato), 516 nucleotides. RefSeq lists its product as uncharacterized. Lineage: Eukaryota; Viridiplantae; Streptophyta; Magnoliopsida; Solanales; Solanaceae. The record is from RefSeq and is a predicted model, not a curated record. The coding region runs from base 1 to 516 and encodes 171 amino acids. The transcript has a single exon.
AUGGCUUUGUUUCAAACAAAUGUUAGAUUUUUGGGUCAUAAUAUUGAAAGAGGUAACAUUAGCCCUAUUAAUAGAAGUAUUGAAUUUGCGUCCAAAUUCCCUGAUAUUCUGACUAAUAAAACUCAGUUACAGAGAUUUCUUGGAAGUUUUAACUAUGUUGCUCCUUUUAUAAAGGAUUUAGCCAAGGAUACUGCUAUUGUUUAUGAGAGGCUAAAAACUAAUCCUAAAGCUUGGUCUUAUAAACAUAUUGAAGCGGUUAAAAAGAUUAAAACAAAGGUUAAAACCUUCUGUGUCUUACUUUGGCCAACCCAAAUUGAAAAAACAACGGUUGAGACAGAUGCUUCUGACAUAGGAUAUAGAGGUAUCCUGACUCAAUAUUGUCCGGAUAAUAAAGGCCAUUCUAUUAUUCAAUUUUGUUCUGGCAAAUGGAACGAUGCUCAGAAAAAUUACGUCACAAUAGCAAAAGAAAUUCUGGAAAUAGUUAAAAGUGUUUUGAAGUUCCAAGGUGAUCUUUAA